GAGGGUGUGCCUGCUCACACGGCAGGGAGCAGAGCUGGGAGAAGGAGCCCUGAGACACGCUGGGCUUGGGGACGUAUGGCAAGGAGGGGUUCAGGAGAUUAACCCCAAAAAGAGACGCGGUCGCUGUGGCAUUGCGUGGUGUGCGUGGUCAGGUGCAGAGCAGCUCCCCGUCCUCCGUGGUUUGCAGCCAUGCUUCACUCUCCGCUGAAAACGGCGUUGGCAUAUGAGUGCUUCCAAGACCAGGCCAGCUCCACGCUGGCCCUGCCCUCGGAUCACAAGCUGAAAACGAAGGGCACGGGAAAACAGCGGGUCCAGGAGCAAGUGAUGAUGACGGUGAAGCGGCAGAAGCAGAAGUCGUCGGUGUCAUCGAGCGUGGGGCACUCCAACAGAGGUUCCAUGUACGACUGUGUAGCUGAUGGUUAUGGCUACGGGACGUCCCGGGGCAGUUAUUACACCAAAACCCAAAUGGGAAACAGCAGCUGGGGAUAUCCGCUGUACAACGGGACCCUGAAGCGGGAUGCUGAGAACCGGCGCUACAGCUCCUACAGCCAGAUGGAGGGCUGGGGCAGCAAGCACUACAGCAAGGCAGUCUGCAGCCCCAACAGGGCCGGCAGCGACUACUGCUUUGUGCAGAACAUCAAGAGCAGCCGGAGCGAGCCCGACCUCUACUGCGAACCACCGCGGGGCACGCUGAGGAAGAGUCAGGUCGGGGGUCGGGCAGAGCACAAGACAACCUUGAACCGCCAGAGCAUCUACAGCAGCUGUAGCACCCAGCAAGGAACUACCAGGACAAGUAAAAAAAUGCCUGCACGGGCCCUCUCCUGCCCCUCCAGCAACAAGCCCGAUGUGGUCUAUGCCCAGCCUGUGAUGAGCUGCAAGCAGGAUGCGGUUUAUGGACAGGCUCAGUCUGGCUCCAAAAUAUGUGGUGACGAGAUAGAUGGUGGCACAAUGACCAUCCAGAAAGCCAUACAAUUCCUGUGCUCCUCUGAUGACAAAUACCAGGCCAUGGGGGCUUAUUACCUCCAGCACACCUGCUUCCAGGAUGAGUCUGCCAAACAAGAGGUCUAUCGGCUCGGGGGAAUUGCCAAGCUGGUUGAGCUGCUCCGCAGCACCAACCAAAACGUACAGCGGGCGGCAGCCGGAGCCCUCCGGAAUUUGGUCUUCAGGAAUCCAACCAACAAGAUAGAAACCCGGCGGCAGAACGGGAUAAGGGAGUGUGUGAGCCUCCUGAGGAGGACGGGGAACACCGAAAUUCAGAAGCAACUGACAGGUCUGCUCUGGAACCUCUCUUCCACUGAUGAAUUAAAAGAGGAGUUGAUACAAGAGGCCCUCCCCGUCUUGACAGACUGUGUUAUCAUCCCUUUCUCUGGUUGGUCUGAUGGUGGCUGCAACAGGACAAGGGAAAUUAUCGACCCCGAAGUAUUCUUCAAUGCCACAGGGUGCUUGAGAAACCUCAGUUCUGCAGACAUGGGACGUCAGACCAUGCGAAAUUAUCCUGGCUUGAUCGAUUCUGUCAUGACUUACGCCCAGAACUGCGUGGCUUCUAACCGACCCGAUGACAAGUCUGUGGAGAACUGCAUCUGCAUCCUGCACAACCUCUCCUACCGCCUGGAUGCUGAAGUUCCCAACAAAUACACCCAGCUCAACCACAUGGCCCGGAGCGUUUACAUGGACAAAACUCUCACAGGCUGCUUCAACAGCAGGAGUGGCAAAAUGGAGAAUGAUGAGUAUGGUGUCCCUCUCCCUGAAGAGGAUUUUAAACCCAAGGGACCCAGCUGGCUGUACCACUCGGAUGCCAUCCGCACCUACCUGUCCCUGAUGGAUCACAGCAAGAAAGAUGCCACCCUGGAGGCUUGUGCUGGAGCCCUGCAGAACCUCACUGCGAGCCGAGGGCUGAUGUCCAAUGCCAUGAGCCAAUUGAUUGGGGUGAAGGAAAAAGGUUUGCCUCGCAUCGCGCGGCUCCUGCAGUCCAACAGCUCCGAAGUUGUCCGGUCUGGUGCUUCUUUGCUGAGCAACAUGUCCCGACAUCCUAUCCUGCACAAAACCAUGGCUCACCAGGUGCUCCCAGAUGUAUCACGUCUCCUGUCAUUCCAGUCUGGAAAUACCAACAGCUAUGGCGAGAUCAUGACAUCAGCUUGUUACACUCUGAGGAACCUCAUCAUGUCCAACCCACACCUGGGAAAGUGUUACUUGACAAGCAACGUGCUCAAUAAUGUAGUAAGCCUGUGCCGAAAUGGCUCCUGUCCAAAAGCAGCUGAAGCUGCUCGCCUCCUCCUGACAGACCUUUGGUCGAACAGGGAGCUCCAGAGUGUGCUCAAGCAGCAAGGAUUUGAUAAGAACAUGAUGGGAUCUUUAGCUGGGACGACCUUCAGGACUCUUCCCUCCAGAUUUUAGGAGCCUCUCCACACACAUUUGGGCUGCAGAGUUUGGAAUUGGUUCAUCUCCAGGAACACAACCCGUUCACAGUUACUUAGGAUGUUAAAGAUGUAGAGUGUUUGUGAGUUAAACUCAACUGUAAAGCAAACCCAACAUAUGGAUUUCAUGUGGAUCGUACUGAUAUUUUUAAGCAUUUUCUUCUUUUUUUGGGGGGGGGUGGGAGAGGGAGAAGGGACUUUUAUUGAGGUUAUAGUUUCUUGAUGUCAAUAUUUUUAUUAUUUUUUUGCAAAGAGUGUGUCUGUGUAACUGUGCCCACAUUGCUGUGGUGUGCAUGCGGCCAGCGCUCACACCUGGCGAGUAGGGCUGAGUCCCCACCAAAACUCAGUGUCAGCUGUGCAGUUUCAGCCCCUCGCAGUUAUGACGAAUCUCACCCGAUCCAUGCAACAAAUGCUGCCACAACAAAUUCUUGUCACAACCCAUUUUCACCCAGAAGUGCAAAAAUUGCCAGUUUGAUGUUGUCCCCACGUUGCAUAUGGCUGUUAUCAACAGAUACACACAAAACUCUUCUUCGAAAAGGCUGCUUCUUCCUAACAUUUAUGAACAUGGGCUUCUUUCCUGCUUCUGAUUUUUUUUUUCUCCUAUGAGCUCUCAUAGUUAUUAGUAUUUCCUCUCCUGUCACCUGAACUCUUUAUCUCCAGAAGCAAAUUGUUGGCUGCUGAUUCUCCCCUGGCACUCAGCAACUGCUCUCUGAAGCUGUACGGACAGUGCUAACACAGAGCGUGGUCUCACCAGGUGCCAAAUCAAUCACCGGGCACUGGAACAAUGCAACCACGGGACCUUGUGUGGAGAAAUAUGGCUUUUGGGAAGCUGGAGCCUGGAGGAGGAGCUGGCUUUGCCCAGCGUCACUGAGUGCCAAGAGUGAUGGAUAUGGCCUUUGUCAUCGGGCUUUGUUUGUGCCAAGCAAUGUAAAGAAAUAGCAAAAAUGGAAAAGCAUGUGAGAAAUGUGAGCUCGGAGCCAGAGGGGGGGGAUCAGCAGAGGAAGUGCUGCGGGUGCACAGAGAUGUGCAGAUGUGGAGGGUGCAGGAGGCGUUUGGGAAGGAUGGGUUAUGGAGCUGAGUCUGGGCAGGGAGAAGCAGUCUCGUGUUUGCAGGGUUCAGCUUGGUGACAGCUGGCACAUCCCACUGACCUGGCAGGCCUGGCUUUAGCUCUGCUCUGGGUAGCAUCAUCCCCACCCAGAGCGCAGGGCGCAGAGCGAGAGGAGUGCCAGCCGCUUCUCUCUUGGUCUACAAAGGGUGGCUCAGCCUUGUGCACUUUAAUGAGCAACAGCUAUUUGCUUGCAUUCACCCACGUUCAGUCGAGAGCUUUCUGUGCGGAGCUCCCAGCCAAAUGAAAGAGCAAAAAGCACCUUUGAAGUGGAGAGCUGGAACCAGGCGAAUCCGGUAGGACAGUUUCAGGAGCAUUUAAACAGCAGCGGAGGAGCCCAGGCCUGUGGGCAUGCCCUCACCACGGCUGCCAGCUGUUGCAUAGCUGGUGUAUGUCCUCAUUUCAUGGUUCAGAAUGUUUUUGGCAGGACCCAAGUCUAUGGACAUCCAGAAAGGCUGCAGUGUCUGCAGGAAGGGUGGUUGUAGUUUUGCUUUAGGAUUACGCUGCGUGCAAUUUUGCAUUCAGAUUUGCUCCUGUAAUUAUACGUUAGGCAGAAGUCCUGGGAGCUAAUGUUUUUCCCUGUAAAAUUAAUUGGGAAAGCUAACUGCAAAAUGUAAUGAUGGAAUAUUGAGGAAAUUCAUUCUAAUUGACUGUUAUUUGAGCUUUAUUUUAAAACAGUGCUGCUGCUUUCACCGGUAAUGCAAUUUACAGCAGCACUAUAUUAGGCACAAAGAGCUGCAGUAAUCAUCCCACAAUUAAAUUUACAAGUCCUGGAGGUUUCGUUGCAAAGUACUGAGCUCAGAGGGUUGGAUGCAUCAUUCACAUCAGUGUUAGUGACGUACAGCAAAGCUGACCAAAUGAUACAAAUAAAAACUGUCUCCAUCCUCGGAGAUCUCAUACGGAAUCAUGGAAUUACUGGAGCUGGAAGGGGCCUUUGAAGGUCAUCUGGUCCAACUCUCCUGCAGUGAAGCUGAUCUUCAGCUCUUGGCUGCACACAGCCCUGGAUGCUCUCCCUGCCCUGAGCUGGGAGCUCCCUCCAGCCUCAGUUUCCCUACAGUGCUGCAGGUUGCUGCUCUCAUACCUCAGAAUACAGCUAACCCAGGAGAGCAGAGCUGAGCUGCGGCCCCUCUGACACCCCUGGGCUCUUUGCAGCCCUUUUUCCCCCCAAGAAAACUCUCUGAUACUCAUCUCUAUUUCCCUCUCAUUCUCUCUGUGUUAAAUCUGGACUACAGACUCUACCCACAUAGGUGAAGUGAUGCUGAUGUCUGGCAGUGUAAGGAAAACCUCUGGUGUUGCUCAUACCCAGCAGUCUGGGGACCUUCUUUUCCAAACCACGCAUCUCCCAGGGGCAGAGCUCAGCACCAGGAUGCUGCUUUCACUUUUUUCCACCAAUAUUCCUCCUUCAAGGGAGACAUUGCUUCAUAGAGGCAGAUCUUUAGCUGAGACAUGCUCCUUGCUGAGCUGUUUUCCUGUUUUUUUUCUCUGUGUAAAAGGCAAGGCAGGGUGGAUCUGCAGGGAUACAGCUGGGGCAGGUCUGCAGGGCAUGGGUUGGAGUGAUGGAGAACUACUGAAGAGGGAAGGACCACAGGGAGCAGCACCCUGAUCUCUGCCAGCAGCAGAAUAAGAGCAAUUGGGGCUUGAUUUGUGCGCAGGACACACAACCAUGUAAAUAAAUACCACGCUUGUUUGUCCUGGGCUUAGCAGAGCUUUUUGGCCUGUUUUCUCUUAAAUGCUUUAUUUGUUUCGUGUAUGUACAAUCCAACCCACCCCAGCAUUUCAGAAGCCUCAUGGACUGCAUGAAAGGCAGAAGGCAGUUUUAUUCCUCUCUGACCACACAGCAGUUUGAGACCACCCGAGCCUGCCAGUCCAUAGCUAUACAGUGUAUUCUGUAAGAUAUAGGUAUGUGAGAAUAAUGUAUCAGAGUUUUGUUUUGGCUGUACUGUAUGUAUUUGCUUCAUUGGAAAAGCUGAAAUCAAUAAAAAUUGCUGGAAUUUCUUCAAGCCAAUUGUUUCACAUGGAUUUAUUUUGAUUGUCUGGCCGUGAACUUUCCUGGGGAGUCACCACGAGUUACAUCUUCAGUCUGUGGAAGUCUAUCUGUUGAUUUCACCAUUUGGGGUCACUGCGAUGGGACCCUGAAGUUCCCUCCAAGCAGUUGUAGUCACUCCAAGGCCAUCGAUUAUUCCACCCCGAGUGUAUCACUGGCACUUUUCUAUGCUGGUGUCUCUGUGUCAUUUAGCACCCAUUCCUUAUUGGUCCGUAGUUCGCUGAAGUUUCACACACAGACAUCACCUUUAGUCCUCAGGCACACGGUGAUGCGUGGACUCUUCAUGCUAAUCAGGAGCAAAUUUAAGGCUGUUUCUGCUCUGGGGAUUUCCCAGCCUGCUCCCAGGAACUGCUGUCAGCAGCACUGAAGAGUUUGGUCUCUGCUUUGCAUCCUGCAGUAGCUGUAACCUGGUGUACAUGGGGAUUAAGGGAGUGUGGGGUGCACAGAAGACACAGUGCUCUCCAUGCUGGGGAGCUCAAAGCCAGCCAGGAAGCAGCGCUCUCUUGAUCCCCAUAAGUAGAUGGCUCUUCAAAGACAAAACCUGCCAAAGGGAAUAUGAUCUCAGCCACAAAGUGUGUUUAGUUUGUUUACUCGUGGCAAGGCUUAGGAAUGAUGCUCAGCCCUGGCCAGUAUCUUCCAAGAGGAUUUGUAGCUAUCAGAUAGGCUUGGCACAUCCUGCAAAUCCACGCUCAGAAAAAGGGAGGACAUCCUUCCAUGCUGCAGAGCUCCUCUCUGGAAGCACCCUUUGCUAAGAUCUCUGAGGGGUGGGAGGACAGCAGGGGAUGCAGCUCAAAGGCAAAGCCCCAAAACCCAAACUUCUUAAUCAGUCUUGGAUGGAUCUCACACGUCUCACACACCAACACUUUGAAACCAAAAUUGCAUUGGCAACCACCAUCAUUCCUUCCUCAAGCUGCUUCUAGGCCAUAGUGCAGCAGGCAUAUUUCCAGUUGGUUUUGGAUGGAGUGCCUCAGUAAUUGCCUUAUAAAAGCCCUUCUGAAGCAACGUAUCCAGAACUCCUUGACAGGAUUAAUUGUCAGUACCACGUGUAGUGAUGGUGUCCAUUCCACAGCUUUUUCAGGUACAAACAGCACCUGCAGGCACAGCUGAGUCCAGUCAUAUAAGUUACAAGCUACAAGAGCAAAUAGUCUUCUACAUGAUACAUUACCCAGUGUUUGGGUCUCUAUCCAUUUGAAGCAUAUAAAGUGAAUACCAAGAAUCUUGAAAAUGUUUGCAUUUGGGACCAGUAUCCUUCAUACAAGCAAUUAAGAAAAGCUCAUUUUUGGGCAGGUGUGGUGGCAAUGGCAAUGCUAAGUCAUGGCUUGAAGCAGAGAUGGAGCAGCUGGUGGGAAGGCAGGGCCAGCCCAGGGGAGCUCAGGUGCAUGCAGUGCAGCUGAUAGACUGGAUGGAGUGCAGCCAGGGUGCAUCCCUUCCCAGAACUCAUUUAAGGGUUGGCAGUGGAGGUGAAGGUAUUUCACUGGAGAUCCCUGCAUAUCUGAGGCCCUCUGAAGGUAAGCAGCUGCUUUUCUUUAUUUCUGUGCCUGCAGCUGUUGCAUUUGAGCAAAUCCUCCCUUGCUGCAGCUCUAGGAUCUUGCUGCUCUGCUGUCAUUGCUGGGCUUUCUAUUGUGUCACAGCAGGGAAUCUUGUAGGUACACACACUGUGUUGUGUUCAGAGCAUUCUUGGGCCUGUGGGAUGUGUUCCCCACAGAUCCCAGGCUUCCCCCAAAAUGCUCCACUGCCCCAGGUCAUCACCAAAAGCCCAAUUUGGGCUCAUUAAACAGCCCAGAGAUCACACUGCAGAGCACACCGAGCCUCAUCCACACACCACAACAGCACAAACGACCCGGUGGUGCCACCACCCCAUGUUGGAGCACAACAGAGCUCCCCUAUCUUGGUUUCCCCAAGCAGAAGCACCACUGUGGCAUCCCAGUCCCAUGUGGCACAUUCCUCCAGGACAUGUGGUAUCCUGUGCCCAGAAACCCUGCUCCAUACAGGCCCAGUGCGUGUAGAACAGCUUCAGUAUAGGCACAGCACCUGCAGACCAUGGCCCUACAGCACUCACACACCCCUGCUCCAGGGCAUCCCCACUGUGGGAGCCGGGGGUCAGGGAGAGCACGAGUGCCGUGCGAGGCACAGUGACUCAACCCCUAUUUACCUUCCCUGCAACGUGUGCAGCUUUGUGCUCCUCUAUCACACAACCCUCAUUUGUAUCCUUCCCACAGUUACGUCUCCUUGCAGAUGUAAUCUCACUGCGACAGAAGUUGUUCUCUAUGCAGGAUGGUGCUCAGCCCCUUUUUGGUGUUUUGCUCAGAGAGCUGUGGGUGCCCCAUCCCCAGAGGUGCUGAAGGCCAUGGAUGGGACUUUGGGCAGCCUGAGCUGGUGGGAGCAGCCAGUCCACAGCAGGGGUGGAAUGAUAUGGGUAUGAAGGUCCUUUCCAACCCAAGCCAUGUGAUGAUUUUUUGUCCUGAGUGACCUCCAUCCAUCCAGGCCUCAGGGAUGCUCUUCCAGUUUCCGGUACAGCCUCCUGAGCCUUGGAAAUCUCACACUGCGUGGGCAGACACAACUGGUCCUGAGCAACGCUUCUGCCAAUGCUGCAGGUCCUGGCUGGGAUCCCAGCUGUCCCAGAGCUGUGAGGUGGGCACAGCUGAGCUCUGCUCGGGCAGCUCAGUGCUGCCAUACCUGGAGCAAAGCAGGAGUCCUGCCCGAGCCUGGUGCCUCCUGUACCUGUGGAGCAAUUCUGCAAAUAGAAUCAUAGAAUCAUAGAAUGGUUUGGGUUGCAAUAGACCUCAAAGAUCAUUUAGUUCCAAGCGGGGAGCAAAGCCAGAAAAAUACCCUGCACAGGUGUGCCUGGCCUCCCAGAGCAAUGCAAUGGAAAAAGAGCCAGUAGAGAUUUCCAGAAACGGUAGCUCUUUUGGAAGUCCUGGCACUCCAAAACCCAAAUACUUUCCCAUAGAAGCAGAGUUCCUCCCUCCUUUCUCUUCUCAAGGAGCCUCACAAGAGCACUGCAAGUUCUUCCCUAACAGAUAUGAGCUCAGGCAAUAACAGUGGCUGCUUUUGGGUCCUGAGGCCAAGUUUCCGUCUGAGGGAUGACCAAGGCUGUACAACGAAGCACAGCAGGGAUUUGCUUUGCACAUCUUGUUGCUUUCCCUCCUACUUUCUCUAUUCUUUCCCUGGAAGUCUCUUUAUCUCACAGAUGGGCAACUCUUGCCUCGAUCCUUCAUGGCAGAACAGGAAAAUCAGUCUCACGUCAGCAGAGCUGAAAGAAACACUACA
This is a messenger RNA of Meleagris gallopavo (turkey), 8833 nucleotides long. RefSeq names its product plakophilin 1 (gene PKP1). Lineage: Eukaryota; Metazoa; Chordata; Aves; Galliformes; Phasianidae. Gene Ontology annotation, biological process: cell-cell adhesion. Gene Ontology annotation, molecular function: protein binding. The record is from RefSeq and is a predicted model, not a curated record. Gene Ontology annotation, cellular component: plasma membrane; adherens junction; cytoplasm.